AUGGAACCAAUCAAAAAGUCGGAUAUAAAAACUGGUUUAAAGGGGCAAACCAAUGCGUUAACUCUUAUUAGUCUUACGAUUCUCACUGCUGGGAACAUGCACCUGCUCAGUGUACUGGUACAAACCCAAACGAUCAGUAUUCUGAUCUAUUUAUCAAAUGUUAUAUUUCGCCAAUGUGAGACAGUCUGUCCGGUGGAUUUUUUGGACGCGGGAGAAGGUGUAUGUUUACUUCGUGUAGCACGUGAGGUAACAUACUAUGAGGCGCAUCAAAUCUGCGAGCAGGAGGGUCAAAAACGUGGUCUACGACUAUUCAUACCAGGACGAAAUGCGCCAAAAAUGCUCCCUUAUUCUUCCAGUUUGUUGGUGUUCACGGGCUAUAACGCACUGUUAAAUCGCUCUGUGAAUCUUCGGGCCGGCUGGCGAGUUACCGAUCCGGGUUUCGCCAGCUUUGUCACAACAGCCUCGGAUACCACGAUCCGCUGGUCAGGUAAUGAACCAAACGGUCAGCGAGAGGCCAUCUCGGUAUAUUAUUACGGUUGGCAUGUGGAUGACAUCCCCGAGAUUUACCAUGCGACUGACGUUAUUUGUGAAAUUUCCUCAUUCUCAGCACAGGGAGUUGUGGAACGAUUUGAGAAGAAUUGGCCGUACCAGUUGAAUUCACUUUUUCUUCAAGACAGCUCCAUUGCUGGCAGCUUUCAGAUGUAUGUAGUAUCGACCACGUUUUCCUGUCUCGUGCGGUACGUCAACAGAUAA
This is a messenger RNA of Echinostoma caproni, 753 nucleotides long. Lineage: Eukaryota; Metazoa; Platyhelminthes; Trematoda; Plagiorchiida; Echinostomatidae. The record is from the annotation of a GenBank genome assembly.